GGAAGGAAGGCGGGCCAAUGGGUGUUGCUGUGCCGGCAGCACCGUGUCGUACCCCCAGCCUGGCGCCUUGGUUCCGCUUGAGAAAGGGUCCCCCCUUUCAGAAGCCCGUCCUUUCUUCCUGGCCUUCCUUUCCCUUCCUGGUGAGCCUUUUCUUUGCCCUUCUUCCCCAUGACCUGCCCGCCCGGCAGAUGCAGAAGUUCCUGACGCCAGAAUGGGUCCCGGGCACUUUCUGUUGCCAUGGUCGGUGCUCUUCUUCCUCCUGCUGCUGCUGCCUUGGGAUUUAGCAGCACUGCUGCAAACAGACGGAGGCUGGCUGACAAGCAGCCAGGUGGCCCUGAUGGAAGAAGACUUCUGCACGGUGGAGCGACGAGAUGCCCGUCUCACCUACUCCCAGUUCAUUCAGCAGUAUGCCUUCUCUCGGCCAGUUAUACUCCAGGGAAUCACAGACAACUCGGAGUUCCAGGCCCAGUGUACCAAAGAGAAGCUCUUGGCCAGGUACGGGGACCGGCUGGUCCGUCUCAGCACCGCCAACACCUACUCGUAUCGCAAAGUCGACCUGGCUUUCCAAGAUUACGUGGACCAGUUCCUGGAGCCACAAGACCAAACCUCUUUAGGAAGCGAAACCCUCUACUUCUUUGGGGACAAUAACUUCACUGAGUGGGGCCCUCUCUUCCAGAAAUACAGACCUCCACCGUUUCGGAUCCCGGGUACUACUGGAGCAUACAGUUUCGGGAUCGCUGGAUCCGGCUCCGGGGUGCCCUUCCACUGGCACGGCCCUGGUUACUCCGAGGUGAUCUUUGGCAGGAAGCGCUGGUUUCUGUAUCCCCCGGAGAAGACGCCGGACUUCCAUCCCAACAGAACCACUCUCUCCUGGUUGCUGGAUACCUACCCUUUCCUGCCGCCCUGGGAGAGGCCCCUGGAAUGCACCAUUCGCCCGGGAGAGGUCCUUUAUUUCCCGGAUCGCUGGUGGCACGCAACCCUCAAUUUGGACACCAGUGUUUUCAUCUCCACAUUCCUGGGCUAAACCGAUCUGGGUGAGCUUUCCUCCCUGGGAUACCUGCUGUUUUCCCCCCAGGGCUUGUGUCUGAAGAAACCGGAUGUCUUUGCUACAGACAGGCAUCCUCGACCGGCCAGGCUCCAAGGAGGACAGGGAUAGAAAGCUCAGAUGAUCUCCUGCGGGACCAACUGGCCAGAU
Pogona vitticeps (central bearded dragon) is the source of this 1195-nucleotide messenger RNA. RefSeq names its product jumonji domain containing 8 (gene JMJD8). The record is from RefSeq and is a predicted model, not a curated record. Lineage: Eukaryota; Metazoa; Chordata; Lepidosauria; Squamata; Agamidae. Gene Ontology annotation, molecular function: cis-regulatory region sequence-specific DNA binding. Gene Ontology annotation, cellular component: nucleus.